AAGUGUGGGUAAACCGAUGGUGUGUUGGAUCGCUAUGUCUUGACUUGGACAUGAGCGAGCCACGAGUUAAGCAUACGACGUGGUCGAUGCAAUUAACGUGUCUUAUGCAACGCUUGAUGUAUGGGCGUCGAGGGUUCAUUGCCGGAUGCGGGGUGAUUGUAUUGUCACAAGGAAGUGUGACUUGUUGUUUAGCCAUGAGGCGUGGCACCCAUGAGAGACGACACUUGAUGGUGAACCUCUCACGGAGUUGUGAGAGUCAUGAAUAUCAUGAAGAUGGGAGAAGGCUGAUUGGGAUCCGAACGGAUCCUGGGCUGCAUGGGUGUGCUUUGAGAGGCGAAAUAUGUGUUUUGCUUCCGCCACGCCACGCCGCUCGCUCAUCUUGUGACACUGGACUCUCAUUUCUUAGAUGGUUGGUGUGUAUCAUGCAAGGGGAGGAUGAAGCCUUUUUAUAG
This is a messenger RNA of Prunus armeniaca (apricot), 452 nucleotides long. The record is from the annotation of a GenBank genome assembly. Lineage: Eukaryota; Viridiplantae; Streptophyta; Magnoliopsida; Rosales; Rosaceae.